AUGCGGUGGAUGUUUCACAUUACGAACUUAUUAGACCCUCUUGACAUUGAUCUCCGGCGAUUUAUUAUUCAUUAUGGUGAAAUGGCUCAAGCUACCUAUGGUGCUUUCAAUUCCCAGAAAGCAUCAAAAUUUGCAGGAAGCAGCUUAUAUGCAAAGAAUGGUUUUUUUCUCCAAAUUGGUUUAGAUAAAGGCAAUCCCUACAAGUACACAGUAACCAAGUUUUUUUAUGCAACAUCACAAAUUCAGCUUCCUGAGGCAUUUAUUGUUAAGUCUUUGUCAAGAGAAGCUUGGAGUAAGGAGUCCAAUUGGAUGGGGUAUAUAGCAGUGGCCACCGAUGAAGGGACUGCUGUUUUAGGAAGGAGAGAUAUUGUAAUUGCUUGGAGAGGUACAGUGCGGACAUUAGAAUGGGUUGAUGGUCUUGAAUUUGUUUUAGUCUCAGCUUCAGAUUUACUGGGCGAGUCCGGUAAUGAUCCUAAGGUACAUCAAGGUUGGCAUUCCGUUUAUACUUCUGAUGAUCCCCUUUCGCCUUUUAAUAAGAGCAGCGCAAGAGAUCAGGUUCUUAAUGAGGUAAGAAGACUAGUCGAGAAAUACAAGAACGAAGAAAUAAGCAUUACAGUAUGUGGGCACAGUUUAGGAGCUGCACUAGCAACAUUAAAUGCAGUUGAUAUAAUUGCAAAUGGGUUUAACAAGUCAAAAACGUUUCCAAACAAAGCUUGUCCAGUCACAGCAAUAGUCUUUGCUAGCCCUAGAGUCGGUGACUCAGGGUUCAAGAAAGUGUUUUCAGGGUAUAAAGAGCUUCGGGCAUUAAGGAUUCACAACAAUCUUGACAUUGUUCCUAAUUAUCCAUUGAUAGGAUACGCAGAAGUUGGAGAAGAACUUGUAAUUGAUACUACAAAAUCGAAUUACCUAAAGAGUCCAGGAAACGUUUCCAGUUGGCAUAACUUGGAAGGUUACUUGCAUGGAGUAGCAGGAACGCAAGGCUCUAAAGGAGGAUUUAAGUUAGAAAUUAAUCGUGAUAUUGCUUUAGUAAACAAAUCUUUAGAUGGUUUAAAGGAUGAGUAUCUUGUACCACCUUCAUGGUGGAUUCAAAAGAACAAGGGUAUGGUGCAGCAAUCAGAUGGUUCCUGGAAAUUGAUGGAUCAUGAAGAAGAUGUUGCAGAAGAUAUAUAAUUAAUUAAUUUCAUUCGGUUAAGCUGAUUUAGUUGAGU
Messenger RNA from Jatropha curcas, 1208 nucleotides. NCBI's taxonomy places the organism in Eukaryota, Viridiplantae, Streptophyta, Magnoliopsida, Malpighiales, Euphorbiaceae. The record is from RefSeq and is a predicted model, not a curated record.